CCUGAAUACCCCUAACCAAACGGCCCCUAAUUGACUCAAUUGGAGCUCGGAGGAGUGUCACUCCAAACUACUCAUUACCAACCCCGAUGAACUCCCAAAUCCAAACCGCUUUACUCCUAACCGCUCUUACGCUUUCCUUCACUCUCCCGGUCUUCUCCGAACCUCCCGGAACCUGUGCGGCGGCGGACCACAAUACCUGCGAGGAGUUGAUUCCCGUGCGAAGAGAAGUGUACGAUGAAGGAAGAAUAUACGACAUAAGUCAUAGGAUUCAACCCGACAUGCCUUCUUGGGGCUCCGAAGAUGGAAUCGGGCAGGUCAUUUGGUUGCCGAACAGUAUGAAAAACGGGUCACUGGCUAAUAAUUCGGAAAUGAAAAUGCCCACUCAUACGGGCACGCAUGUCGAUGCGCCCGGUCAUGUUUUUGAUCAUUAUUUUGACGCUGGUUUCGAUGUUGAUACUCUUGACCUCGCUUUACUAAAUGGUCCUGCAUUGUUAGUUGAUGUUCCUAGAGAUAUGAACAUAACAGCUAAAGCUAUGAAGUCAUUGGAUAUUCCCAAAGGAGUAAAACGUGUACUUUUUAGAACGUUAAACACUGACAGGCGCUUAAUGUGGAAAAAAGAGUUUGACACAAGCUAUGUGGGCUUCAUGAAAGAUGGGGCACAAUGGCUGGUAGACAACACUGACAUUAAACUUGUUGGAGUUGAUUACUUAUCUGCUGCUGCUUAUGAUGAUUUGAUUCCUUCUCACCUUGUUUUCCUUGAAGGCAGAGAGAUUAUCCUCGUGGAAGGUCUUAAAUUAGAUGACAUUGAAGCUGGGAUAUAUACUGUCCACUGCUUGCCAUUAAGAUUGCUUGGUGCUGAGGGAUCUCCGAUAAGAUGCAUCCUUAUCAAGUAAAAGCACUCCUGCAAAUGUUUUCUAAUCUAGAUGUUGUAUCAAAGUGUAAAGCGAGAGUAUAACCUGCUUUAACAUGAACUAUUUGAAUAAAUACUGCGUUUCUUUAAA
Messenger RNA from Daucus carota subsp. sativus, 1001 nucleotides. Its product is annotated as cyclase-like protein 2. The record is from RefSeq and is a predicted model, not a curated record. Bases 87 to 893 code for a protein of 268 amino acids. Lineage: Eukaryota; Viridiplantae; Streptophyta; Magnoliopsida; Apiales; Apiaceae. The transcript has 6 exons. Gene Ontology annotation, molecular function: arylformamidase activity.